Molecule: messenger RNA, 5460 nt
Organism: Hippoglossus stenolepis (Pacific halibut)
Lineage: Eukaryota; Metazoa; Chordata; Actinopteri; Pleuronectiformes; Pleuronectidae
Product: sia-alpha-2,3-Gal-beta-1,4-GlcNAc-R:alpha 2,8-sialyltransferase-like
Exons: 4
Coding region: 364-1488 (374 amino acids)
Biological process (GO): N-glycan processing; oligosaccharide metabolic process
Molecular function (GO): alpha-N-acetylneuraminate alpha-2,8-sialyltransferase activity
Source: RefSeq, a predicted model, not a curated record
UGCGUGUGUGUGUGUGUGUGUGUGAUGUGGUGACACGCAUGUCUGCUCCAUCUCCCUGAUUGCAGCGGCCGCCUGGAGGAGAGCAGCAGCGGCGGCAGCAGCAUCAGUCUGGUGUCCGGGGGGCAGACGGAGGAAUGAGAGAGGACCGAGCAUCGUCACCACCAUGCAGCAGCAGCAGCAACAGAAAGACAAGCAACAACAACCCACCAGCACCAGCACGUCCAUUUUCUCCGAUUCCAUGAGCCGAUGAGCCCCAGUGGUGUGUCUGUAUCUUGCGGGCGGGCAGCGGCAGCGGCCCCGGCGAAGACAACAUAGGCCAACGCCUCGCUGCAGAUACGUACAGGGAAUGAAAACGCUCCCAAGAUGGUCCGCAUCGCCAAGGCCCUGGGUCUGGUUAUCCUGUGCGUCGCCGUGCUCAUCCUGUCCCUCAUCAGCUACGUGUCCCUGAGGAAAGACAGCCUCUUCGCCUCCUCCAAGUACUACAUGGGAGGCCCGCGGAUUAUGUUCCACGCAGGGUUUCGGUCCCAGUUCGCUUUGAAUUUCCUGGACCCGUCCUUCAUCCCGUUAACCAAUGCACUAAAUGAAGAGCUGCAAGGAAAAUCUGCCAAGUGGAAGUUCAACAAGACGGCUUUUUCUCAGCUGAGGAAAGAUAUCUUCAGCUACAUCGACAUUCCCAACAACUUCUCCCUCACGAAGAACAGCGUGCGUGUCGGACAGCUGAUGCACUUUGACUACUCCAGCCACAAGUACGUCUUCUCCAUCAGCAACAACUUCAAAUCCCUGCUCCCAGAUGCCUCCCCCGUCCUCAACAAGCACUACAGUGUGUGUGCGGUGGUGGGAAACAGCGGCAUCCUGACGGGCAGCCACUGCGGCCCAGAAAUCGACCAGGCCGACUUCGUCUUCCGCUGCAACUUCGCCCCCACGGAGGUCUACUCCAAGGACGUGGGCAAGAAGACCAACCUGACCACCUUCAACCCCAGCAUCCUGGAGAGGUACUACAACAACCUGCUGACCAUCCAAGACAGGAAUAACUUCUUCCUCAACCUGAAGAAGCUAGAGGGCGCCAUCCUGUGGAUCCCGGCCUUCUUCCUCCAUACCUCAGCCACAGUGACCAGGACCCUGGUGGACUUCUUUGUGGAGCACAAGGGUCAACUGAAGGUCAAACUGGCCUGGCCUGGAAACAUCAUGCACGAUGUCAACAAAUACUGGAAGACUAAAAGCCUCUCUCCCAAACGUCUCAGCACUGGAAUCCUCAUGUACACGCUGGCUUACGCCAUGUGCGACGAGAUCCACCUCUACGGCUUCUGGCCCUUCGGCUGGGACCCCAACACGGGCAACGAUCUGCCUUACCACUACUACGACAAGAAAGGGACCAAAUUCACCACCAAGUGGCAGGAGACCCACCAGCUGCCCAGCGAGUUCAAGCUGCUCUACAAGCUUCACAGGGAAGGUGUGACCAGACUCAGCCUGACACACUGCACACCUUAGACAUGGUGUUGGAUGUUCUCCGAGUCGACUCCAGAGGCCGUGACCCAGAUACAUCGGCUCAGUUCACUCUUCUGUUGUGUCCCACAGUGCAUGAUAAGUGUUGACGUCAUUUAUGACAACUUCAUCCUACAAACACACAUCACGUUGUAGCUUCACAUGACGAUGUCAGACUCACUCCGGAUGUAGAUCCCACAUCUCAUUCAGGAUGUGGUUGUGUUCAGUACAGUUAGGAUUUUUUUUAAUGCUGCUCACUUGCCUUCAUUACUCCCCUCUGCAUGUCUGCUGGCUGUGGCUUACCGGCUCGAACAGAGCAGAUGUCUGUUUUUGACUGGAGUCUGCAGGGGAUUUAGCUGUAGAGUCGGAAGUAGUCAAACCAUCCAGUUGUGUUUAUUCAGUAUUGACUGAUUAAUCACCUAUUACAACAGUUCUGAAAAUCAAUACACUGAAAUCACUGCCUAAUCUCAGGGAAGGAGUUAGAUCAGUGUUUUUUUGGAAUCAGAUUCAACGCCUCAGAGAGGUGCCGUUCCUGUUUUUCAGGCCUUUUCCCCAUGAGGUGUGAAGAUUUGUUUACAAGACUACGCACGCACACACACACACACGCACACACACACACACACACACACACACACACACACACACACACACACACACACACACACAUAUACGUGUGUGUGUUUUAUUAUCUGCAGAAAGUUUGACCGUCCACACCAAUUUUGGGAAUAAUAAUCAACAUUCCAACUAAAAGCCAUAAAUUCAUGGACAGAAAGUAUGUUGUCAUUACAAUACAGAAUUAAAGAAAGUGGUAUCAACCUACAUUAGGUUCUGAGAACAAGAUUUUAAGAGUUGAAAUAUAUGUCCUAACAGCUGAAUAGCCACGCUAGCGGUUACAUUAAAGUCACGCGAGUUAAAUUAUAGAACCAAUAAAUACCUGGCAACCUUUGAAAAACCUAAUACGUCAUUUAACAACACUUGCUGUUGCUCUGAAAGUGGUUUCCAGACACUGUAGCACAGUAAUAAUAAUUAUAAUAAUAACAAUAACAUUUCUUUUACCAGUUUCCGAAGUUGCUACUCUUAUUUUCUGCCUUCAUACAUUACUUAGUUUGACAAUUUAUCAUAAUAAUAAUAAAAAUAACUAUCAAUAAUGUUGAAUUCUUCAAAUUUGGUUCAUGUUGCACAAAUAUGUAUUUAUUUAUUUAUUGUGUGUCUGAGGAGUCUGGAGUAACUUUCUUUACAGCAGUAAUUAGGUUCCAUUAAAUGACCUUCACGUUUGUCAAAGUUUGAACAGUAUCUAUUCUUCAAAGGUUUAGUAUCGGUGAUGUAAUGGCAAAACAUGAGAGCCACAAACUGGGGCCGAGCUUUUUCUGGCUAUUUGUAAAUCUGCUCCUAAGUUUUUGUGUCAAAUCUUUACUAAACUCUAACGAACUUCUAACGACUUUCAAACUAAAUCAAGUUGUGACUUCAUGGUGACGACAAAACUUCAGGGAGUCGCUGAUUCUCUCCAACAAAUUAACACAAUCCUAAAACCACUAAUUGUCACUUUUGAACACGUUUUUGUUUUUUGUAUAGACGAAUCAAACAAGAUUUAAAAUGUUAGCGAGCUUUAGCGCUGCUGAUUUUGUGACCUUUGGUCUCCGGGCUUCACUGAAUGUACAGACAUGAUUUUCUCAAAUGACUCUCGCAAGAAGAAGUGUUUUUUCCCUUUAAAAGCCAACAUCUUCGCUAGUAAAGACUUCAAUAAUGUAAGCAUAAUGCAACGUAAGCAAUAGAACCUCCAAAUGCAAACAACUGUCUUUGCAAAAGUAGUUUGAAAAGACUUUGUUUUAUCUAUAUAUGCAUACAUAGAGACGUUUGCAUGUUCUGUAGCAUUCAUGCACAUUAGUGGCAAAUCUAAUUAUGUUAACCUGACUGCUUUAGCUAUUUAGUGUAACGUUACGCACAUAAAAUUCCAUAAUUUGAGCUAAUUGCGUUAUUUCUUUGUGAAAUGCAAUUUCAAAUGUUUAAGUUAAAUACUUUGAUGAGCGACAGGUCAACCAAAUUUUCUCGCGCCAUCGUCUCAUCAUGCUUAACAGGUCUUUUGCUAGUUGCUCGUUCCGUUAUCUAAGCAACCUGGCUGUUAAGUGGGUGUUACUAAUACAUAACAGAUAUUCUGUGUGGUGAAACCCGUUUUAAUUUCUCGGUGCUUAAAUCCCCACUCAGUAAAUUCAAGUAACUGUCCAAGGAAACGAGUGCAAUUUGGCAGUUUAUCCCAAAAAAUGUGAGGUUUGAGGGGAAGGCGACUAUAAUACGAGCACCUUGUGACCUGUGACCCUGCGCUAGCGUGGCUGAAACAUCACUAACAUCUUGGACACAGUUUAUUCAGUCAUUUACUACUAACUGAUCUUGAGGUUUACCACUAUUUCAAUAAUACUCUAUUUAAUAUUGGGCUUUUUUUUGACUGGGGAAAGCUGUCAACUCAUCAUAUAACCAUAUAGAUCCCAAUAUAAAAAGGAUUGAAAUGCUGCAUCUUUAAAAAAUAAAUUUAAAAAAGCAUGAUCCAUUUAAACGACAUUGCAUGCGAGGCACUAACGAAUCUUUUAGGCUAGUUUUAUACGACCUUUUUGAAGCUUGUUUUGAGGGCAAAUUUGAGUUCUUUGCGAUUGUUUGUAUUCCUGAUGGUGUAUUGAAAUAUCACCAGUGUCUUUGUAUGACAGACAUUUGAAAGCUAAAAAAAAGGAAACCUACUGCUCUAUUCCACAUGGGACCAAAACCUCUACAGAUCAACUUAAAAAUGAACAGCUUUAUUUUUUAUAAGUGUAGAUAAUCUAGGGUCUUGAACAAAAAAAAGCUCCACCCCAUCGCACCAGACUGAAGCAGACUGGUGUUGGUGGGGUUGAGGACGAGCGGGGGCCCGAGCGGUGAAAGCUGGCCCACAUGACCGUCUCAUGGCUCUGCAGCAUUGUGCUUGAUCCUCGUCGCAAAUUCAGGCUUAGGUCUAACACACAGAGCAAUGCAGUCAUCGGCACUUUUGAAGAUGAAGUGUGCGCUUUUGUGCUCGAUCAGAAUUUGGCGUGGCGAGCAUUUGCCCGCCACCGUGUCCCGCACAGAGCGUUUAUUCUGUCUGUCUCCCGAGGCAAGACGAACACAUCAGAUAGUAAACUUCCGUGUCUCAUCUCUGAAUCACAGUGCAGUCACCACAACCGCCACCAACACACACAUGGUACGAAUAGCUGAAUUUAGGCCAUUUAAUUGAUGUCAUAGUUUAAUUUUGUCCCCUCAUUAGGAAUGUUAUAUAUGCACACCAAAGACCAUGUGUUUAGACGACUCACACAGAGUAUUGUUGUAGAAUAAAUUGAUUGUUUCAUUUUUCAAAAUAUUGAAUUUCUGCUUUUUGUGGCACAGAAAAAUGAUUUGAAACUUUUUUUUCCCCGUUUCAGCCAAAGUAACGUAUAGUGGAAUUUAUAUGUGACUCCAUGAAUGUUCUCUUGUAGCUUGACUCGUUUUGAAAAAUUCACUGCCGCUGACGUGAAUGCUGGACGUUUUUCCUUCUCCUAAAAGUUUCUCUUGAAUUUUUGAACAAUGUGUGUCAACAGAUGGGGAUUGUAAUUCCAGUCAGAACAACAGCGUAUCUUUCUGUGCGUUACUUUUAAAAAUGACCAGACAGUGACAAACAUAAUCUUAACAUAAACUGUCUUUAUUCCAAAUGCAGCACUAUACAGGACCCCACAACAACCCUUUAACAUUAUUGUAGUUGUGUUCAAUCUGCAUGGCGACUUUCUUCCAUAACGCAUAAAAAAGCUUGGCUGCUUAUGUACAUGUCGUAUAAAAGUCAUAACUCAUGUAAGGGACUGUGCUAUCUUGGUCGUUCAUAUAUGAAAUGUAAACAUGUCUUCAAUGUUUUUCGAUUAUACUCCAUGGUAAAUAUACAUUAUGUGCCUGCAUUACUCCUUCCAUCAAUGCCUCAAUGUGUCAAAUAAAAACGGUAUUUUUCUCUGA